This is a messenger RNA of Funneliformis caledonium, 127 nucleotides long. The record is from the annotation of a GenBank genome assembly. Lineage: Eukaryota; Fungi; Glomeromycota; Glomeromycetes; Glomerales; Glomeraceae.
AAAAAUUGAUAAUAUUCAUUAUCUGAAUGAAAGUUCAAAAUUUGAAACUGAAUCUAAUAUUAUUGGAAAAAUUGAAGCUUCAAAAUUAAAGGAUGCUGCGAAACCCAAUAGGUACAAAGGUAGUAAG